AUGGAUAUUGAAAUUCCAGGAAGAAAUGGCUAUUAAACUAGAAAAUAAGUAAAAUAUAAAUCAUUAUUAGAUCCUUGAAUUGGUUUCAAAUAAGUAAAUGACAGUAAUUUGUCCAGCAUAAGACACAUAAAAAAAUCUUAUAUAAGGUCAAAAGUUGGGAAUCACUUCUUUUCUUCAAAAACAUGUUAAAAAAUGA
Messenger RNA from Paramecium pentaurelia, 196 nucleotides. The record is from the annotation of a GenBank genome assembly. NCBI's taxonomy places the organism in Eukaryota, Ciliophora, Oligohymenophorea, Peniculida, Parameciidae.